AUGAAUGCUCUAUUCAACUCUGCGCUACGGCAGUCGACCUCCAUACGCAAGGACCUAGACCAGUUUGCCGACUCUGCAUCGCCCUCGCCGCACCUACAAGCCCAACUCAAUGCCUCUCUCACAUCAUUUUCGCGGACUGUCGACGAGUACGGCAAGCUUGCGAAGCAGGAACCUGUAAAGACGAAGCAAGAAAAGGCAUUUGAAAGAUUGAAGAACUUCAGGGGCGAGCUUGAAGAGUAUCGCAGCAGCUUCAAGAGGAUAAAGAGUGCGAAUGAGGAUAUUCAAACAACAGAAGCGCGCACAGAACUGCUAGGUCGCCGCCCACAUCACGCAGCCACGCCCGAGAACCCCUACGCGCAGCCCAACCUCAGCGCCGCCGCACAGCAUUCGCCGUUCGCUCCCUCUCAACCCUACGAUCCUUCCGCUCCGUACCGGCCCAACCCAUACUCUGCCGGUGCGCCGCAGGGUGGAGACUAUGAUCGCGAAGGGCAUGUGCUGCGCGAGAAUACCUUCUUCAAUAAGACGUCGGAACAAUUGGAUGAGUUCCUCGACCGAGGGAGAGCGGUGCUGGGCGAUCUAGGACAGCAACGCGAAAUGCUGAAGGGCACCCAAAGGCGCUUGUACAGUGUGGCCAACACGUUGGGCAUCAGCGGUGAUACUAUCCGAAUGGUCGAGCGAAGAGCGAAGCAGGACAAGUGGAUCUUCUGGGCUGGAGUCGUUGUAUUCUUCUUGUUCUGCUGGCUGGUCAUACAUUUUUUGAAAUAA
Cucurbitaria berberidis CBS 394.84 is the source of this 765-nucleotide messenger RNA. Its product is annotated as v-SNARE protein-like protein Bos1. The record is from RefSeq and is a predicted model, not a curated record. Gene Ontology annotation, molecular function: SNARE binding; SNAP receptor activity. The coding region runs from base 1 to 765 and encodes 254 amino acids. Gene Ontology annotation, biological process: endoplasmic reticulum to Golgi vesicle-mediated transport; vesicle fusion. Gene Ontology annotation, cellular component: Golgi apparatus; ER to Golgi transport vesicle membrane; late endosome membrane. The transcript is spliced from 3 exons. Lineage: Eukaryota; Fungi; Ascomycota; Dothideomycetes; Pleosporales; Cucurbitariaceae.